AUGUCAGAACGUAGGUUUGCUAGGUCGUUGGGUUUUCAAUAUACAAAUCCACGUGGGCCUGUUUGUUUGAGAAGAGACUCUUUGGUGUACCAACUCUGGCAUAAAAUACUCAGUAUGGCGAACACGGAAGAAAUUUCUUUGGAAGACGCCAUUAAACAGAUAAAAGACCUUGUUGACGAUUAUGGCCCAAAAAUUUGGACAGGAAAUUGCAGUGACAUUCUGGUUGCUCCCGGUCAUUAUCCAGAAUAUCCUCAAGCCCUAAAGUGGCCGGAUGAUCAGCAGAAGAUCAUACAAACUUGCGAGUCACUCUAUCGGUACAGAAAAUCCAGCAAGAGGAAGCGUGAAUCAGCCGAUCUAGAUAACUCUGAUGGCGAGAGCUUUACCACGUCUCACAUGCCGUCUCGAAAUCAGUCCGUAACGAAUCCGCUGGAAGAGAGCAUUCAUAUCAGCCAAGGAGCAAAGACGCCACCGCACCAAGGCCCAGUCAGAAGUUACCCGUGCCGAGACUCGGACAACAAAAACCUAAAGUGCACCAACCUGUGGCUUGCAACCGUGAAUGACGGCCUCUCCGCGGCGUUGACGCUUGGAGAGCAUAUGACAAUCGAAAGCCUUUUUCAAGCGGUGACAAACGCAUUCAUAGCAAGGCAUCCUACCCGUAAGAUAGACCAGCGGGGGCCUUUGCUAGCCAUAAUCCUCACCUUUCCGCUCAAUCUUGGCCAUCAUUUGCAGAAACCAAGGGUGCUUGAUACUCGCGAUGGGGAUGCAAACCUGCUAGCUUUGCGAGAAGAGAUAUGGAUGGCCUUCUGGAAUUAUCGGGAAAAUGAUGACGCUGAAGAGAUUGUGAUUUUUGGAACCGUUGUCUUUACGUAUGAUGACGUUCAACGAGCCGAGGCAGCCUGGAUUCAAAGAGUCCUGAGGUAG
Verruconis gallopava is the source of this 921-nucleotide messenger RNA. RefSeq lists its product as uncharacterized. The transcript is spliced from 3 exons. NCBI's taxonomy places the organism in Eukaryota, Fungi, Ascomycota, Dothideomycetes, Venturiales, Sympoventuriaceae. The record is from RefSeq and is a predicted model, not a curated record. The coding region runs from base 1 to 921 and encodes 306 amino acids.